This is a messenger RNA of Clunio marinus, 8041 nucleotides long. The record is from the annotation of a GenBank genome assembly. NCBI's taxonomy places the organism in Eukaryota, Metazoa, Arthropoda, Insecta, Diptera, Chironomidae.
GUUGAGUUUGAAACAGUGAAUUCAAGUUAAAAAGUUAAUUUAAUUGAGUCAGGGAAAAGUUUUAGUUUAUUAAUCACUUGAUUUAUGUUAUUUUUACCGAUACUGUUCAACUUAGUUUAUACUUCUUCCACAAAAGAGAACAUAAGCCAAAAAAAAGUGAAUAGAAGAAUAGUUGCAAAAAAUUGCGAUAAAAAAAGGAGAAAAAAUAAGUUUACCGAUAUAAUGCAGAAAGUGCAUUUAAUUAAAUAAAUUUGAUCAUUAUAAAAUGAUCAGUAGUGUGUAUAUGAUAAUAAAUAUAAUUAAUUGUGUCUAAGUGAAUAGCCUUAAAAGGAUUUUCAGACAGAAUUUUGUCAAAUAAUUUUUUGCACAAUGGACGUUCCAAUUUUUCUCGAUGGUCGAGUUGGAUCUACGACACCUGAUAAAGGUGUUUCGGAUAUGACGAGCAUUCCAGACAUCGACGAAAAUGGAAUAAAUAGAAACUUAAAAGUUCGUUAUGAUCGAGAUGAGAUUUAUACUUACACUGGAUCGAUUCUUGUUGCUGAUCACGUGUUCAAAUAUCACGGACAGAAACUUGGUUUGCUAGAACCUCACGUAUUUGCACUCGCAGAAGCUGCUUAUCGAAAUAUCAUCGAUAAUGAUGAGAAUCAGUCAUGUGUCAUUUCCGGCGAGAGUGGUGCCGGCAAGACCGAAACAACCAAAUUUGUUUUGCAAUAUCUUUGUUCGGUGACGUGUGAUGUGUCGACAUGGGUUCAACAGCAAAUUCUUGAAGCAAAUACGAUUCUUGAAGCUUUUGGCAACGCGAAGACAGUUCGGAACGACAACAGUUCGAGAUUUGGGAAAUUUAUGCAAGUUUGUUUUGAUGCUAAGCACACAAUAAAAGGUUGCAUCAUUCAGGAUUAUCUUCUUGAGCAGUCACGAAUUACAUUUCAAAGUCCUGGUGAACGUAAUUAUCAUGUUUUGUAUCAAUUGGUUGCUGAAGGGCAGCAUAACAAGGAAGUUGGUGAAGCUUUGCAUUUGCGCGAGCCAGUUUUUUAUAAAUACCUCAACGCAUCGGGUAGCGUUCAAGUUGACAUUGAAAUGGAGGCUAGAAAGUUUGAAGGACUUCGGCUGGCAUUUCAAGUUCUUCAGAUUCCACAGCCAAUGGUCGAUGGAAUCUUUCGAGUUCUUAGUGCAAUUUUGUGGCUGGGAAAUUUAACAUUUGAAGAUGUUGAUGGAGAGAAAUGUGAGCUUGCUGUUGAAGACAAGGAGAUUAUUGCAAAGGUUGCUGAACUUCUAGGCUUAGAACCAGACGAUGUUCGUCAAGUCGCACUAAAACGUCAAAUAAAUGUUCGCGGUAAUAUCACGGAAAUCCCGUUGAAAGUACAGGAAGCUCGCGAGAAUCGUCACGCGAUGGCAAAAGCACUUUACUCGAGAACAUUUGCUUGGCUGAUUAACCACAUCAACACUUGUAUUAAUCCGGGACAGGAUGCAACAAGAUUUCUUGGUGUUCUUGAUAUUUUCGGUUUCGAGAAUUUCAGCACAAACAGCUUUGAACAAUUAUGCAUCAAUUACACCAACGAGAAACUACAUAAAUUCUUCAACCAUUAUGUCUUUGCAUUAGAGCAGGAAAUUUAUAAACAAGAGGAAAUAAAAUUCUCACAUAUUCAGUUCACUGAUAAUACGCACUGUCUCGAGUUGAUUGAGAAACCACCAAGAUGUUUAUUAAAAUUACUAACUGAACAGUGUCACAUGCCAAAAGGAUCUGACGGUGCUUAUCUCGUGAAUUUAAACAGUGAAUUCGAAGGACAUUCAAGAUAUGAAAAAAGUGCUGAUCGUCGACAUUGGGAGACUGAAUUCGGAAUCAAACAUUAUGCUGGUCUUGUGACUUAUCAAGUGAAAGGCUUUGUCGAUAAAAAUCGUGACGUUCAACAGGAUGUUUUAUUCGAUUACAUGACACGAAGCAAAAAUGCUUUUGUUCAAGAGUUAAGUUCAUAUCAAGAUUUAUUGACAAUUCAAAGUCAAUCUCAGUCUUCCACGCAACUGUCAGCAUUAGCAAAUGGUAUUGGAACUGUCCAAAGAAAUACUUCAAAAGGGAAACUCACUGUUAGUGAUACAUUUAGGUAUCAAUUACAAGCACUCGUCGACGUUCUGCAAAGCACAAAUCCAUGGUAUGUCAGAUGUAUCAAACCGAAUUCUGAGAAACUCCCAAAUGAUUACGAUAAUCAAAUGGUCCUCGAUCAGCUUCGUUACUUAGGAAUGCUUGACAUCAUUCGAAUACGUCGUGAAGGCUAUCAAAUUCAUCUUCCAUUUGAAGAUUUCGUUCACCGUUAUCAAUGUUUGACAAAACGAGUCAGUAAACUUCCGAUUCAGGAUCAGGUGUUGUAUGUAAUAAAUGAAUUGCACGUGCCGCAAUCUGAAUGGCAAAUGGGAAAGACGAAAGUAUUUCUAAGAAGUUGUGUUCAUGAGCCACUUGAGGAUGCUCGCAAACAAGUCAUUCAUGCAAAGGCAACAAUAAUUCAGAAACAAUGGCGAAGUUACAGUGCAAAGAAAGGUUUUGGAAAUGUUCGGAAAGCUGUUCUUAGGAUUCAACAUGCAUACAAAGGUUGGAAACUUCGAAUCGAUUUCCUUCGUAAACGUCGCGCUGCAAUUGUCAUUCAAAGUCAUUUGCGUGGCGUUUUUGCACGUGAAGUUGCAGCUGCUUUAAGAGAAAUGCGACGAGUUGAAGAAGAAAUGAGAAAACGUGAACGGUUAGAAGCUGAAAGGAAGCAAAGAGAAGUAGAACAAGCUGAAGCCGAUCGUCAAGCAUUGGAAGAAUCUGAACGUGUCGCAAAACAGGAAAUUCUUGCACUCACACAAAUGGCUGAACAAAUCAACUCAAAAUUCUCAGCACAACAACAAAAUCAAAGGCGACCAGAAUCAAAUGUUCCAAAUGGUGUCAAAAGCAAUAGCGAAUCAGUUGAUCUUGACAAUUUGUUUGCCUUCUUAAGUGAAGUGACACCAAAUGGUCAGAAUUCAAAUUCAAAUGCCAUCAUCAGUGAGAUUGGAGAGAAAAUGAAUCAUUUGGUUGAAGAUCUCGAUGUGGAACUUGAGAGUGUGAUUCAACAAGAAAUUGAAGGUUUGACGAAUGAAAGAAACUUAAUAGUUAGUCAGCAACAGAAUCAACAUCAACAACAGCAACCACAACCACCUCAGCAACCACAACAAACUCCUCAAAGUUAUCAACAACAACAGCAGCAGCAACAACAAGCACAAGGAAAACUUGGCGUUCCGUCACUACCCGAGCCAACAAUGCCACCACCACCAGUCCCAAUGUUUAAUGGAGACUCAAAUGUAUUACCACCACCACCUCCAGCGCCUGCUAAGAAGCCACCAACUGCACCGACUGAAGAACCAAUUUAUGAAGCAGUUAUUCAUCAUCGUGAACCACCAAAUCAUCACAUGAUUCAACUUCCACCACUUCAACCAAUUGUCACACAAAACAUUCAAACAUUACCGACGGUUAAAGAAGUUCCUGAACCACUUCCAACACCACCAAUCGAUAACCACAUAAAACUGCGUCCAAAGAGUCCCGCAGUCCAAAAUGUUCGCUCGUCAAGUCCAAUGAAUCGAUUGUCAGGUGGACCUUUGUCACCAUCAUCACCAAAACAUUCAAGACCAAGUUCACGUACAUCAUCGACCGGUGGUGGUCAUCCAUUUGAACGUGAACAAAGACGAAAGCAUCGUGUGGAGAAGAAGCUUCAAGAAAUGCAAAGUGAUCACAUUGAUCGUGAAAAGGAACAACAUCAACGUGAAGAUAUUUAUCACGACAUUCUGGAGUUUGCUGAGAAUUUCUUUAAUACUCAUGAGAGAUCGCCGGAAGGUACAAUAAUGGCGACAUUGACAAGAAAGGGAAGGAAAUCUGUCGACAUGGUACCGAAGUAUGAGAUGAUCACUUAUUACCGUGGAAAUUCCAUUCCAUCGUCGCACAUCCACAUGUAUGAUCCGGAAAAUGUUACACUCGCUUGUAAUAUCUUCAAAGAGCUUUGCAAAUAUAUUCGUGGUGAAUUGAGUGCUGAGCGUGAACUUCAAGUUAUUCAAUAUGUGAUUGGACAAGGAAUUGAACGUGAAGAGCUUCGCGAUGAGAUUUUUAUUCAGGCGAUGCGUCAAGCAACAAAUAAUCCAUCAAUUGAAUGGACUGAUCGAAUUUGGUUGCUUUUAUGUUUAGCGAUUGUCGCAUUUCAACCAAGUAAGUUGCUGUUUAAAUAUUUCGUGAGCUUUUUGAAGAGAAAUCUCGAGCAAUUGGAUGGAAAAUUGAGGCAAUAUGCGCAAUGGUGUUUGGAUAAUUGUAAGAACACAAAAGUCAGUUGUCGCCAAUUUCCACCAUCAUCAGUUGAAAUAGCAGCAAUGCGUCGUCUUGGAACAAUUGUUUGUCGUUUCUUCUUUCUCGAUGGUCGAACAAAAGCAAUUGAUGUUCACCCAACUGACGCAGCUUCAGACGCUGUAGCGAAGCUCGCUGAAAAAUUGGGACUUUACAAUAUCGAAGGUUGGGCGAUUUAUCAGUCAAGACCCGAUGGUGAAGAACAUGUUAAAAGGCAUGAUUUUCUUUAUGAUAUUAUUGCUGCAUGGGAAAUAAAACAAACAAAGAUUCAAGCAACGAAUUCAACAUUGAGAAAGAACGCAGCGACUUUAGGUUCGGGUGAGAAUCGUUUUGUGUUUAAAAAGCGAAUGUUUAAGACAACACGUGAACUUUCACAAGAUCCUAUCGAAGUUAAUAUGCUUUAUGCACAAGCUGUUUAUUCAGUUGUUAAAUGCGAUGAUUUCCCUGUAAGUGAGAAAGUUGCUUUGCAGCUUGCUGGUUUACAAGCUCAGGUAGCACUUGGUGAUCCAUCGAAUCAACCGAAGCCAGAAUAUUAUUCAGAAGUUUCGAGUUAUCUUCCUGAAAGGAUUUCAAAAACACGCGAAGAACAUUUUUGGAUUCCAAUUCUCGCACAAGCGCAUCGCCAAUAUGGAGCUGGUCGAACAGAAUUGACAGCCAAAGUUCUUUACUUGUCAUGUGUCAUGCAAUAUCCGCUUUACGGAACGACAAUGUUUAACGUUUCUUAUCGUGGUUAUUGGAGUUACGGCAAUAGUUUAAUUCUUGGAGUUAACUGCGAAGGGAUAGUUUUAAUCAAACCUGACGACAAAUUCAUUCUUUACGAGUUCAGAUAUACUGAAAUUGAAUCGAUUAUGUUAGAUCCAUCGGAUUCUUUCAUCACAAUCAACCUCCUUCGAUCAACAACCGCACCACCCGAACAACAACGUUGUUAUGUCUUCGAAACGAAACAAAAGCAAGAAAUCGGUUCUUUGAUUGUUUCAUAUUUUCCUCCACUUUCUAAUUGGAUUACGGAGAAUGCUGAAAAUCCUACGAGAAAAGCUAAGGGAAUCACAAAUGAAGAUCGUGUUCGUUUGCAUCACAAUAUUGUCGUAUGUCGACGUCAGCUUGUUGAUACCGAACUUCUUCGAAAGCCUCAUGACUUGUCGGGUGGAUUUUUGAGAAAUACUUUGAGAAGAUUAUCAAAACAUCGACUCGAGAAACUUCGUGCUGAACAUGGAAAUUCUGUGAGUGAUCAUGGUGAGAGUUAUAAAGGCUUUCCACAUGCGUAUUGGGCAUUUAGUCGUCAAUCAUUACCACAGUCACUUACGAAGCUUCCAGAUCAAGAAGAACAAGCAAUGUUGAAUGUUUUUCAAUCAAUUUUAACAUAUUCCGGUCUUGGACAGAAUGGAGAGGUCGUUCAAAGAGCUGAAGACGAGCACAUCACAUUAAUUCAAUCGAUAAUGGAACGAUGUAUGCGAAAAGAAUCACUUUUGAAUGAACUUUAUCUUCAACUUGUUAAACAGACAACUGAUCAUCCCGAUCCGAACUCUCGUGUUAACUUAAGACAUUGGGCUUUGAUGGCGCUUGCAUGCUCCGUCAUUCUUCCACCACAGAAGAUUGUUAGAAAAUAUUUAAUUGGACAUUUAAAGCGGUGCGCUUCUGAUUACAUAAGUGAAGAAGGGAAAUAUGCGAGAUUUGCUGAGAAAUGUUUUAUGAAGACGCAAGGAACACGGCGACGACAAUGGCCACCAUCACGUGAAGAAAUCGUUUGUACAAUCAAUCGAAGACCGAUUUAUGCUCGCUUUCAUUUUAUGGAUGGACAAUAUCAUUCAGUUGAGUUUCACCCAAGUUCGACAGCGAGAGAAGUUAUGGAGAUUGUUAAGAAGAAGAUUGGCUUGCAAGAGAAUGCUCAGGGAUAUGCAAUUUACGAAGUUCUUGGCGCAAGUGAAAGAAGCUUAUUACCAGAUGAAAAGGUUGCUGAUGUUAUGUCAAAAUGGGAGAAAUAUCGAACAGCAGCAGCUCAAGCUGUUCAACAAAGCCAAACGCAAUCAAGUUCACAACAAGCUCAGCAGCAACAAGUUUGUCGUCGUCAACAUCAUUUGUUCUUGUUUAAAAAACAUUUAUUCUGCGAUCAAUACAUGAAUCUUGAUGAUCCAGUUGAAAAAGAACUUUUAUAUCAUCAAGUGUUACAUGGAUUACGAAGUGAACGUUUCCCGAUUUCUGAAAUGGAAGCGAUAAUGUUGACAUCACUUCAAGGACAAGUUGAGCUUGGCGAUUGUACGGAAGUCGUCAAUGAUUAUCGUGUGAUUGCUGGUCAUUGUCUUCCACCACGUUUUGUUCCAAACAUACCAAACGAAGGUGUCGCAAUGCAUCAUCAAAGCUUACGCGGUAUGACUCAAACUGAAGCUAAAAAAUCGUUCCUAAAUCUUAUUCAAAGUUGGCCAUUGCAUAAAGCAACGAUAUUUGAUGUGAUGCAAUCAUUCACUUCUAAUUGGCCGCGAAUUUUAUGGUUGGCUGUCGAUCAGAAGGGUUUGCAUUUGCUUGAACAUCGAUCACGAAACACUUUGUGCACGUAUGAUUAUCAUUCGAUUCUAUCGUUUUCACCCAAUAUGAAUUGCUUGAUGAUCAUUACGGGAUCAGAAAAGAAACAAUCGAAAGUCAUCUUAACAACAUCACAGGCUUUUCAAAUUGCAAAUCUUAUUCGAGAGUACAUGGAAGUAAUAAAAGCUCAAAUGUUAAAAGAUGAAGCUUUAGCACCACCCGUUGCACCUCAUGCGCCAGCCCAUGGCUUAAAUCAACCAACAACUCUGAUCGGAGCUAACAAUAACGUGGAAUUAAGAAAAGGACAACGACCAACUUCAGGAAUCCUUCGUCAUUCAGGAUUGGCAGCUCCUAGUUAAUAAAUACUUUUAAACAAUUGAUAAAAGAGUUAAUCAGCUUCCAAAUAAUCAAAAGAAAUAUGUUAAAUUUAUUGUCUAGUCACAUGGAAACUUCAACCUUACUACUUUCAUUUUUUUACCUUUGAAAAGAAAGACAUGCGACAUCGGUUUUUAAAAUUUUACUCCCAAAUCUCCAUUAAAAAAUAAAAAAUACCUACUCGUAGAAUAAUCGACAUUUGUCUCUUUAAAAUGAUAUUUUCAAACAUUUCCUUACUGCUUUUAAGUAUCUCAAAUCUCAGACUUAAUAAUCUAAGAAUGACAAAUGAAAAUUUACGUGGCAGUCAUCAGUCAUCACCGUCAUUUCAUUUAGAAUAUCGAAAAAGAAACUUUCAAAUCAAACAAGAUAUCCUUCAAUGACAAAGAAUUGACGAAACUGUUGUUGAUACUUAAACUGAAGUUAAUCCUACACACAUCUAGAUAGUAAAAUAUUAUUAUUAAUUCAUGUACAUCAAAUUUCUUACAAAUUCUAUUUUAAUUAUUUUUUUUCUCUAUCGAAAAGCAAAGCCAAUGAUUUUUAUAAAAAUAUUUAAGUAAGUUAAAUUACCUAUUUGUCUUUCGGUUGAAUCGAAAUAAUUUAGCUCUCUCUCGUGGUGAUGAUUUCUUUAAUUAUGUUUUAUGGUUUUGAUUUGGAAAUAAAACGAUAAUCGAAUCCUAAUGUUUGUCUUUUAAUUUCUUUACUUCCAGCUUGAACAUUCAAUUUUAUUUAUUUAUUUAAAAUAGAAAAGUGAUGAUUGAAAAGUGAUAAGAAUCAUAGUUAAAUUGUUCAAUUUUUUAUUUCGAGAUGUCAUUC